This is a messenger RNA of Emys orbicularis (European pond turtle), 1344 nucleotides long. RefSeq names its product testis expressed metallothionein like protein (gene TESMIN). Bases 79 to 1344 code for a protein of 421 amino acids. NCBI's taxonomy places the organism in Eukaryota, Metazoa, Chordata, Testudines, Emydidae. The transcript is spliced from 13 exons. The record is from RefSeq and is a predicted model, not a curated record. Gene Ontology annotation, biological process: regulation of DNA-templated transcription. Gene Ontology annotation, cellular component: nucleus.
ACAUGGACUGUAUUCAGACCUCUACUAGAUCCAGUUACUGGUGGGAAUAAUUGUAUUUGUUAUGACCAAUUCAAAGGAAUGCUUAAUAGUUGUGUACAGUCACAAGCCUUGCCAGGUACCUCCAAUGAACCUUGCAGUGAUACCAGCACUUCACCUCAGACUAGUGCUCCUGUCUGUGAUGAACUUGCGGAGGUAAAAGAAGCAAUUGUUAGUAAUAUGGCUAAUAACCAAAAGGAAGCAGUUUUUCAGAAUUCAAAUGCAGGAGAAACCAGCUGCAAGUUACUAACUGCACAAAAUGUAAUGGAGGACCCCAGCUGUUCACACAGAAAAGAUUCCAGUCCAGUGGUGAUCUGCCAGUUGAAAGGAGGUACUCAAAUACUCUGCAUAAACAAUUCUGGCACAAGAGAACUGAAAACAGUUCAUCUGGUUCCCCAGUAUCAAAACCAACAUAAUUAUCUUCAGUCAGAUGUGCCUAACCCUAUGACAUCUCUGCUGGGACAAUUUUUGCCAAUUCCAGGUAAAGUGGAUCUCAAUGAACAACAGCUUGAGAAUGGAUCCUUACAAUCAGUAGCUAGCAGUGCUACAUUCCAAUCAGAAGUAAAUCUUCAAGGGCCAACAAACAUGACUUUAGUUGGAUUGCCUCUUAGAUCAUGGGAUACAAAGUCUAAAAAACCGUGUAACUGUACCAAAUCUCAGUGUUUGAAAUUAUAUUGUGAUUGCUUUGCCAAUGGUGAUUUUUGCAACAACUGCAACUGUAAUAAUUGUUACAACAAUCCACUUCAUGAAACUGAGCGGUUUAAAGCUAUUAAGGCUUGUCUUGAUAGAAACGCAGAAGCUUUCCUACCAAAGAUUGGGAAAGGGAAACUGGGGGAUAUUAAACCUCGCCACAACAAAGGAUGUAAUUGCAAGCGCUCAGGGUGCCUUAAGAAUUAUUGUGAGUGCUUUGAGGCAAAAAUUAUGUGUUCCUCUAUUUGCAAAUGCAUUGGUUGCAAAAAUUAUGAAGAAAGCCCAGAUCGAAAAACACUAAUGAACAUGCCCAACUACACGGAGAUUAGAAAUAAUGAAGAAAACAUCCUUGUUUCAACAUCUACAUUUGAAAUGUUAUCAAAAUCUAGAAGAGACAGGCAACCUACUACAUGUAUAUCCUGGGAAGUGGUUGAAGCAACAUGUGCUUGUCUCCUGGCACAAGCUGAAGAGGCAGAAAAAGAAACUUACUCUGUUUGUCUAGCAGAGCAAAUGAUCUUGGAAGAGUUUGGGAGAUGCUUGUCACAGAUUCUGCAUUCAGAAUUUAAGUCCAAAGGGCUGACAGUUGAGCAAUGUGAGCUGCAUGAGGAACUAAACUGA